Perkinsus marinus ATCC 50983 is the source of this 399-nucleotide messenger RNA. RefSeq lists its product as hypothetical. The transcript has 4 exons. NCBI's taxonomy places the organism in Eukaryota, Perkinsozoa, Perkinsida, Perkinsidae. The coding region runs from base 1 to 399 and encodes 132 amino acids. The record is from RefSeq and is a predicted model, not a curated record. Gene Ontology annotation, molecular function: protein binding.
AUGAACGGUCAGUCCUCUAUGCACUCCAAGGGUGUCUACGUUAUCUCCCUCGCGGGUAAGAAGGCACUGAAGCUUGGUAGAGGCCACGAGAGCGACGUGAGAAUAGCUGAUGUUUCGAUAUCUCGUUGGCACGCGACGGUUUCGCUCGCGGACGAUGGAAGAUUUAUUCUAGAAGACCAUAAUUCGAAGUUCGGAACGCUUGUGGCAAUGCGGCGUCCGAAACUGGUCAAUGCCUCAACAGGGUCAAUAUUGACACUUCAAGCUGGAAGAACGGUUUUCAGGAUAAGCACAAGGAAACCUAGGAAUGAGGUGUCUGAAGAGACCACGGUACCAACAGAGGGAAACGAUACCUUCAUCCUGACUGAGAAUAUGUUGGCUGGUGGUGCACAGUCAUUGUAG